CACUUGCUUAGUUCUUGCGUUCUUGUGUUGUUAGUUGGACACAUCAAGAUGGCCUCCACCGGUCCCGCCAUGCUGAAGUGGGCGCAGGCUGCGUCUCGUGGCUUCGCCGCUGCCGCCUCGGGUGGCCCUGGCCGCAAGGUUGCGAUUCUGGGUGCCGCUGGUGGCAUUGGCCAGCCUCUGUCCAUGCUCAUGAAGAUGAACGCCCAAGUGUCCGAGCUGUCGCUUUACGAUAUUGCUGGCACCCCGGGUGUUGCCGCUGACGUGAGCCACAUCAACACCAAGGCGCAGGCUAAGGGCUUCGACAAGGAGGGCCUGGCUGAGGCUCUGCGUGGCUGCGACCUGGUCAUCAUCCCCGCUGGUGUUCCCCGCAAGCCUGGCAUGACCCGCGAUGAUCUGUUCAAGAUCAACGCCGGCAUCGUCCGCGACCUGGUUGAGGGCGUUGGCAAGCACUGCCCCGGCGCCGUCCUGAACAUCAUCUCGAACCCCGUGAACUCCACGGUUCCCAUCGCUGCUGAGCAGCUGAAGAAGAUGGGUGUGUACGACAAGCGGAAGGUGAUGGGUGUGACCACCCUGGAUGUGGUUCGCGCCAAGACCUUCUACGCCGAGAAGAACGGCCUGGACGUUGCCUCCGUGGACGUGCCCGUGGUGGGCGGCCACGCCGGUGUGACCAUCCUGCCCCUGUUCUCCCAGGCCACCCCCAAGGUGUCCAUGGCCGCUGACGUGCUGGACGCGCUCACCAAGCGCACCCAGGAGGGCGGCACCGAGGUGGUGCAGGCCAAGGCCGGCAAGGGCUCCGCCACUCUGUCCAUGGCCUACGCCGCCGCUCUGUUCGCCGACUCGUGCCUGCGCGGCCUGAACGGCACCCCCGUGGUGGAGUGCACCUACGUGGAGAGCACCAUCACCGACGCGCCCUUCUUCGCCUCCAAGGUCAAGCUCUCCACCGAGGGUGUUGACAAGGUGUACGACCUGGGCUCGCUGUCGGACUACGAGAAGGAGGGCCUGAAGGCCAUGAUGCCCGAGCUGCUGGCCUCCAUCGAGAAGGGCGUGCAGUUCAUCAAGAGCGCGUAAACACGCACACCUGCUGCGCACGCGCUGGUUGGUGUAACUGCCCUUGUCGCUGAUGUUGCGGGGGUUGUGAUGAGAAGAGGUGGACGGACAUUAUGACCUGUGUGGGUGCGGGUGUCGUCUAUUGACUCUUUACUGGUGUUCGUCGUUCCAAGGGGCUCGUAUCAAGGGCUAUACUGCGAUGCACAAGGGUUUCAGCAGCCAGUCCGAGAUGACUUGCUUGGAACCGUUUUCCCGGUGGUCCUGCUAUAUGGACAGCCGUUAGAUUGAGAGCUAAGCUCCUGAGCCGGCUUGCUUGUAACGAGAAAACGUGGA
Astrephomene gubernaculifera is the source of this 1380-nucleotide messenger RNA. Lineage: Eukaryota; Viridiplantae; Chlorophyta; Chlorophyceae; Chlamydomonadales; Astrephomenaceae. The record is from the annotation of a GenBank genome assembly.